CAUGGAAACGCGGCCUGGCCGCGACGCCAGCGCUUGCAGUCAGGGAAUCGUAGAAUCAUCGUGGAAUCAUCAAUAUUGCAUGAGAUCUUCAAGUUUAUCCAGUCCACCCGCCAGCCCAGCGCCACCACUGUUAGCUUCUUGGAAAUGUUAACUCUUCUGCCAGACAAAGCUGCAAGAGGGCUGAACCAGAAAAACUGCUCUAGAAACCUUGGACCAAACUGGUGCUUCUUGGCUGUGUUGUAAACAGUGGCAGUGAGACUUGCUGAAUGGGCUUAGAAAAGGCCUCUAAUCAGAAACCAGUUGAUUACGGAGUUCUUCAAGCCAGUUUUAAGUCAAGACAGAACUGUGCUGUCCUCACCAGACAAAGGAAAUGUAAAAGAUGAAGGAAUGGGACUGUCAGUCUUAUGCACUGAAGGUUUUGAAAGGAAUUCACCUUCUCCAAGGAAGGUCAGAAGAAAAAGAUGCCAGACCAAACACCAGAUGAGUCCUGUGGGAAAUGGAUGUCCUGUAAGAAAAUUGCCUUUUGGUUCAAGGGAGAUUGCCCCAGAUGACCCAUCUCAGCUAAGGCUAACACAGGUUUUAGAACAUGAGACAUCUCCACAUGCAUUUAGAACAUCAUCUGAGAUGGCCUCUGGUGCACCAAAGAGCCCUUCACACUUCCUUAAGUUGUCCUUUGGGCUAUCCAAACCAAGAGACUCUCCUGGGAAAAGAAAACACUCUGCCAUGGGUGUGGAUGCAGAUAGUCCAGAGCAAUCUGAAGUGAACGACCCUGAUUUUAGUAGACCAUCAAAAUGCAAAAAUUGGAGGUGUGGCUUUGUAAAAAAUAUCUUUUUGAAGUCUCCUCAUGAUGAUGUUCUGCAACUCAAGGAGCCUGCUGCCCUGUCUAGACAUGAUUUGACUCUUUCAGAGGAAUUCCUCAACUCGAGCAAUGAAAAGGAGAAAAAUAAUUACUCCACUGUAGGUUUGUCACCUUCAUAUUCUGCACACAAUCCUGCUAAAAAUAACCACAUUUCUGUUGUGGAUACCAAAGAGAAUCAAUUGCAGCUGGCUAACUCGUGCUUUUCCUUGGAAAAGUCCCUUCCUUUUUCUCAGGAAAAAAGUACUGUGUUGCCUUCUCCCCACCACUUAACACAAACAAAAGGCAUGAAAUCCCCUCUCCAGGUUGCUGGCUUAUCUCAGGUAUUGGAUGUUAGGAAAGAGCAAGAUAAAAGACCAGAAAGACAUGAACGGAAUAAAGGAUGCAGUGUUCAACCCAGCUACAGUUUUUCAAAUACAGUCCCUGAGAUUUCUGAAAAUACUUCUGAUUCCUGUAGAAUGGAAAUCUCUGGCAGACUUGGACUGUCCCCAGAGGCUGGCAAAGGUGUUCCCCCUUCAUUGCCUUUGGAAGAGCCUUUUGUGGACAGCAGCCAUGAGUCUUCACAAUCCUCACAAGAACUGGAAGUUAAAAGGAACUCUACACACAAAUCCAAGCUGAGCAGAAAAUGGCAAAGCAGCUCUGAGAGUGAAGAUGACAUUUUGGAAUCCAUUCUAGAUGAGGAUGAUGAAGAAGAAGCAUUAAUGCCACUGCAAAGAAUGCUUAGUUCAAGUCUCAAACCACAGGCAAAAACCCUGGAAGACUCCUUUGACAAUGCUUCUCAGGACACUGUAACUCCAUUACUUAAGCUUCAUCUUUCUAAGACUCCUGUUAUAAGCAAGGUGUCCUAUGUGAACAGCUUAGAUCAUCUCUUGAAGGAGAAAGAAGAAUCUAGAAGGUUAGAGGAAAUAGCAAAACAGUUACAGGAAGACAUAGAAAGAGAGGACAAUGCUUCAGAUGGAGAAAAGGAGGACAAUCCCAGUGGAGAUGAUCUCUUGGAAGAACACAGGGCGUUUAUAAAGAGAUUUUCAGUAGCAACUUAUGUUAUACCUGACAAACACCCUGGAGAAGAUCUAUUUGAUUUAUCAGCUGCUGGGAAAAUCUUCACUCAACAUAACCUUGACUUGAGGAAUUUUCACUUGGUCCCUCAGAAUCGUAUAGAAUAUCUGCUUGUGAAUUCUAGUGUAACACAGCAACUUUUUUUAGUUGUUAAUGGCAUUCUGAGUUCUGCUUACCGUGACACAUUGUGUCCCAUACCAAUUCUGAAGUGGCUGUUCCAGAUGAUGUCUAUUCAUUCUGACCAUUGUGUUUCCACCAAGAUCUUAGACAGAUUGAUGGAGUUAUCACUAAAAAACUCUUCCAUCAGUGAUGAGCAGCUUAAACCAUGGAUUCCUUCAAUAGCUGAUAUAUCAACUGUUUUUGUCAAUAUGGGUGUUGGGUUCAGAUCUCUCUUUCCAUUGCAACAUCUUCAACCCCCCUUCACUGAGCAUGAUAUUUUAAGUCAGGUGCAGGAAUCAGUGCGUCAACAACAGCUAAGAGGAGAUGAGGCCACUGCUAGUCCAGCAUUGCCCAGUCUACUGGAAAACAAUUUAAUUAAUGUGAUUAAGUUUCUAGUUUUCUGUACAUCAGUAAUUCACGAUGGAUAUACUGACCAAGAAAUAUGGCUGCUGCUUAUAUUGCUAUUUAAAAUAAGCUUGGAGAAACAGUUAAAACCUUUUCUGAUAGAUUUUCAGUGCCUUUUUUUCAAGCUGCUGAUGAAUAUAAAAGACUGGGAUACAAAGAUGCCUGAGCUGUGCCUGUCGGUGAGUGAGCUCUCCAGCAACCCCCACAACCUCCUGUGGCUCGUCCAGCUCGUGCCCAGCUGCGCCGCGCGUGGACGGGAAGUAAAGAGGCGCCUUAGCCUAGUGAUAAUUGCAAAAUUUCUUCAUAGAAAGCAUGUAGAAAUACCUGAUGACAGUGACAAGCAGAUGUGUCUUCUGCAUCACUUUCUGGUGUGUAUGAAACCUUCUUAUCUGCUGAAGAAGAUGAGAGAGAUGAGAAAAGGGCAGAAUGAGCACAAAGAUGAUGAAGUUCAUGCAGAACUGGAGCAUGAGGUAUAUUACCUGAUCUAUGUCCUCCUUCAUCUAGUCAGUGAAGCCAGUUUCCUUGAUGUUGUAAAUUCUAGUCAAAGGCAACACUUGCUGAAGCUUUGUCGUGCCUUAGAUAAGCACGUGAAAGGUGAUAUUAGGGAAGAUGCAAGAAUGUUUUAUCGGUCUAAGGUGAAAGGCUUGGCUGCUAGGAUAUAUGGGAAAUGGCAGGAUGUGAUACAAACCACUCGGCUCACUCAGGGAAAACUGCAUGACUUCUGGGAGCCAGAUUCAUGAAAUCUUGCCUAGUUAAGGGAAAAUAGCAGAAACUGAAAUCAAGGAGGAUGUAAAAUGAAUGGAGCUUCACCUUGUUUGGAACAGAAGAAAUCAGUCACCUGAGUUAGAACUUGAGCUUGAUUCACACAAGCUCUAGACACAUGAGAAUCUGAUUUGACUAACAUUGUUUUUUACUACAAGUGCUCUACUUCUGAGAAAUUGAAGUGGAUCAACUGAAAAAAAAAACCCAGCCAUUCCUAUAGCCCUAUCAGAACUGGCUAGAAGUAUUUUACUGUAUUGAAUGCUGAGGGAAGUUUUCUUGUUUCCCUUGUUAAUCACAAGACCUAUUUGAUAACAGAAAGUAUUUAUUUUCUUGCCAGCACAUACCUGCAAGCAUUGUUUUAGGCUGGCUGGGAAAGAACUACCCUGUGACAUGAAAUGAGAGUUCAGGAGGAGUGUUAGACCUCCCCUGUUGUGAGCAGGUGAGGAAGUGGUUCAGAUGUGGGCUGAAUCAUGGUAAUCUGCAAAGCAGAAUUGGUAUGAACAUCCAGUGUCUCUUAAAAAUACAAAGUACAGCAGUUGAACCUUCUUUAAAUGGAGAAUAAAAUAUCAUCUCAGUGGAGAUUAGAGAACACCAUUUGGCUCACCUUUGUAGAGACUGUGAAAGCCACGUGAUGGCUGAAUUCCUUGGUGUGGAGUCCUGCUGCACAGACAAUAUGUGCUCAAAGCUCCAGGAGCUGUUUAUGAAAUAAUCAGAGGAAAGUGUGAUCUCCUUUUGUGAUCUCUGUACAAAUGCUACACUUAAAUCUUACACUGUGGUUUGUCUGUAGAAUGGAUGUGAUAGGAAGAAAAAGUUCAGUUAUUGGGUAGAAGCACCAAUGGGGAUUCCCAUAAUAAGAGAGAUUUUUAAUAACAUCAACAUGUGUAUUUUAUAAUACUGUUAUAUUUUAAUUCUUGUAGAUUACCCUGUCUUGUAUGAAAUUCUCUAUGAUAAGAAUGUAAAAUAAGGCUUAAAAACCUGCCAACUACAAAACCUUCAAAUUUAAUUAUGUGUAUUACAUAUAAAAGAACUGCUAUAGAAUGGACACAGCUAAGAGGAAAUCUAUUAGAUUUGCAAAUUCAUACUAAAUGUUUUUUCUUUCAAGUAUUACAUUGUUAUGUCAAUGUCAUCUUCUACUCUUUGAUAGCUCAUCUGCCUUCCCCCUCGUAACAGUUGCUUACUUUGUUGGAUAUAUUGUAUGUAAUUUUAUUAAUGUUUUUAUUUUUUUCACUAAUAUUGUAUAAAGGUAAAAAAAAUGUGGAAUGUUUACUGUAUUUAAUGUGUACAUAUUUUCUUACUGUGUAAAGUUGUCAUUGCUGGCCUGUAUAUUUUGAAGAAAAGGGGAGGAGUUUAGAUGAACAGCUUUUGUACUGCAGUUCAAAGCAUGUUGAAACUGCUGAGGGUUUUUCCACACAAAAUAACCACUUUGAUAUUUUCUUUCAUUUAACAGAACAAUGAAAAAAUAAAACCAGACACUCCUUUUUAGUUAAAUAUCCCCGGACAAAAUGGGCUUUGUUUCACAAAAAACAAAUGGCCACAGGUCCUAUUUUAUUCUUAUGGCACAUGUUAAAUUCGUGGGUUCACAGCUGAUUAGCUCAUUAUAGGUGGAGACAGUCCUGAAAUCAUUCUCAGCUCAGCCAGGCCUGUGUUUUCCUGCUUAAUGCCUGUUCCAGCACUUUCCCUCUUCCCCCACUCCUGCUUGGUCUGGACUUCUCUUCCAUCUGUUUUGUAGCUGAGGAGUAAUUCCUCAAGAGCUGAAGUCUAGGUGUGGGUUAAACUGGUGCUCAUCAGAAUCCUUACAGAGAUGAUUCCCAAGCUUCACUACAGGGUUUUUACAAGAGGGUCCUGGCAGUGAAAUAGCAAACCUGCUGCCCUUGUGUUUUGCCAACUCAUUUGCUGUCCCUCAGCCAGGACUUACAGGCACUGGGAAAGGCUGUUCCCUUUUCCUGCAAAAGGUUGUUGCACACUAAAGGUCUUAACUGCUUUGGAUGUCUUCAGAGAAGCAUUUUGCACUUGAGGUCUAUCUUUUGAUACUCUGUUGGCUAUAUUAAGAGCCCGAUUAUCACAUUUCAUGUGGAAGUAGGUGCACUUUAUUGCAGUAAUAACAGAAAAAAAAUUAAAGUCUGGUUGUAAAAUACAA
Molecule: messenger RNA, 5375 nt
Organism: Passer domesticus (house sparrow)
Lineage: Eukaryota; Metazoa; Chordata; Aves; Passeriformes; Passeridae
Gene: SLF2
Product: SMC5-SMC6 complex localization factor 2
Exons: 21
Coding region: 388-3216 (942 amino acids)
Biological process (GO): protein localization to site of double-strand break; positive regulation of double-strand break repair; DNA damage response
Cellular component (GO): nucleus; site of double-strand break
Source: RefSeq, a predicted model, not a curated record